Molecule: messenger RNA, 1017 nt
Organism: Nymphaea colorata (pocket water lily)
Lineage: Eukaryota; Viridiplantae; Streptophyta; Magnoliopsida; Nymphaeales; Nymphaeaceae
Exons: 1
Coding region: 229-957 (242 amino acids)
Molecular function (GO): zinc ion binding; ubiquitin protein ligase activity
Source: RefSeq, a predicted model, not a curated record
ACCCUAAUUUGGAGGGAAAUCCUCCCUGUAAGAAACCCUGAGAGAAGGGUUACCCUUUCCUCUCUUCCAUUCAUCGUCUUCUUCUUCGUCCUCCCUCGCCCUCAUUCUUCCCUUUCCCUGUCACUCCACGCCACCACUGCUCCCUCCCUCAAGAAAUCCCUCUCCCUCUCCCUCAUUUGCAGACGUUAAAAGCGCCGACAUUGCCUCCUGCAAGAAUAUACCGGAAUAAUGGAGGACGAAGAGUCCUCUACCACCGCCACCGCAGGGCUCCCAUUGCCCCGAGCGGCCGCCAGAAAGCGGAUAGCGGACAGGAUCGGCCGCGCGCUCCAGCACCGCCUCCUCCUCCUCCACCGUUCCGCCGCCAGCCCCUACUCUGCCUCGUUCUUCGUCCUAGGCGCCACCGGCAACGUCUACACCGUCACCAUCUCCCCCGCGCCUUCGUGCACCUGCCCCGACCCCACCGUCCCCUGCAAGCACAUCCUGUUCGUUCUCCUUCGCGUGCUUCGCCUCUCUCCCUCCGACCGCCGCCUCCGGCACAGGUCGCUCCGCCAGGCCGAUGUCCGCGCACUCCUGGCCACCGACUCCAACACCGCCGUUCUCGCGGGGCCGAAGCUCCGAUCUAGGUUCCAGCAGAUCUUCCGCGCCGGCGGUGCCGUUCCUCGCGAUUCCUCCGCCGAGGGCCGGGCCGAGGACCGGACGGAAGAGUCCGAAGAGGAGGUGUGUCCGGUGUGCCUGGAGAAGAUGGAGAGGAGGGGGGAGCCCGUGGCGGUCUGCGUCGCCUGCAGGAAUGCCGUCCAUGUAGCUUGCUUUGAUCGGUGGAAGAAGAGCAGGGGAAGGCGGGGAGCAAACUGCGUGAUGUGUAGGGCGAGGUGGAAACAGAAGAAGCCGGAGGAUGAGAAAUAUGUGAACUUGGAGGCCUUUGUUAAGGAAGAAUGCAAUGUGGAGGGGCCUCCGUGAUAUAACUUUACCUUCUUUGUAUAUAAGUUUAUUUAGUGAAGCAGAGUCAGUGGUUGUGCA